AUGAGAUUUUCGAGCAUUCUAUUUAUCGGACUUGCAUUCGCUAGUUCCUUUCGAGAUGCUCUUUUGAGUAAUGCGAUCGACGACGCUGCCAACCACGAUCUACUGAAACGCAGCUUUGGUUUCCAAUCGUACCGAAGCAGAUACGAUCAACUGAUGGACAAACUCGCCUCGGCCGCAAAUGACGAGAAUUUGCUCGAAAUUCUGGGCGGACUGAAUAAUUGA
Molecule: messenger RNA, 222 nt
Organism: Oikopleura dioica
Lineage: Eukaryota; Metazoa; Chordata; Appendicularia; Copelata; Oikopleuridae
Source: the annotation of a GenBank genome assembly